AUGGACGAGCUUCACUGCAAUCGUUUAGCCUGUAGAAAGCUGCUUACCGAAAAGGCUGUUGUUACCACCUGCUCACAUAUCUUCUGCAUAGAGUGUGCGAAUGGGAUUUUCUCUACACCUACUCUCGUCUGUGCAGCGUGUGAGACCACCUUGGAUCAACCUGACGAUGUUGUAAUAUGCUCUCUUCAUCCUACUAAUGACUACAAAACUUCAAUUCUGUCUGGUCUGAGCCCAACGAUCAUUCUGGAAAUAUGCUCUCGGGCCAUGUCAUUCUGGCAGUAUCAGAUACAUCAAGAGAGCUCGUUCCAGCAAGCCGUAUUGCGGAACGCCAACGAACGGAAUGCCCAGAUGCAAAAGCAGUUAGAGAAUGUAGUUCGAGAAGCGAACUCCGAAUUAAGUCUACUCAAUACGAAAGUUGCGGCACUUGAACGCGACUUGGAGGUCGAAAGACGGAAGAACCGUGACUUAAUGGAUGCUGCGAAAGAUAAGGACGCUGAAUAUCAAAAACUCAAAGGCCAGCUUGACAAGAUGAAACGGAAAGCGCUUCUCGGCUCGACGUCACUCUCUGCAGCUGCCCAGAAUGCGGAUGCCAGUGAGAAGCAUGUGUAUCAGUCCAACCAUGCCGGAGUCAUGCUUCCAUCGACGACAGCGGCCGCGGAUGGGACAGGCCUUCACGGAACUAUGAAUACUAACUCAUCCAGGCUCCGUGCAGGUUUGCAUCAGCUUGGAGUAUCGGGUAUGCAUGCUGGAGCCUCCAAUCAAGGCAAUAUGGGCGAAGUCGUCAACGGUAUGGAUGCUAACAAGGCACGAGUUGAUGUCAAUCAAUCAUCUUUCCGAAAUACCGGUACCGCUUCCAUCUUAUGA
Cantharellus anzutake is the source of this 864-nucleotide messenger RNA. RefSeq lists its product as uncharacterized. Gene Ontology annotation, cellular component: synaptonemal complex. The transcript has 9 exons. Lineage: Eukaryota; Fungi; Basidiomycota; Agaricomycetes; Cantharellales; Hydnaceae. Gene Ontology annotation, molecular function: ubiquitin protein ligase activity. The record is from RefSeq and is a predicted model, not a curated record. Bases 1 to 864 code for a protein of 287 amino acids. Gene Ontology annotation, biological process: reciprocal meiotic recombination.